GCUUACCAUAAACCCUCAUUUUCCAAGCCCCACGAUCGAAUUCCAAUUUCAUUCAACCUCGACGACAUCAACGCCAAUCUAAGAAAUCCCUAAACCUUUCUUCUUCUCACCAACCAACAAGUCGCAAAAAUGGAAAACGACAAGGGAGAACUCGUUGAUCUUUACGUUCCACGUAAGUGCAGCGCCACCAACCGUAUCAUCAAGGCCAAGGACCACGGAUCCGUCCAAAUCUCCAUCGCAAAGGUUGACGAGAACGGACGCGCUACCGGCGAGAACCAAGUUUAUGCUCUCUGCGGUUUCAUCAGAGCUAUGGGAGAGUCCGAUGAUUCUUUGAACAGAUUGGCUCAACGCGAUGGUUUGUUGAAGAACGUCUGGAGCGGUCAAUCCCAAAGAUAAAUUCGCACUAUUCGGUUUUUUCGAUUUGGCAAAUUUUCUGGUUGGGAUACCUGGGAAGGAUGGGGAUUGAAGAAAUGGAGGACGUACAUCAAGUGAAGGAAGAAUGAGCUUUAUGGCCAUCAUAUGCUGAAAUAGUCACUUCACAUCUGUGAUUACGAAUCGACGAUACAUUCCACAUCCAACAAAUUAAUUUUUUUCCUUCUUGGUGAUGGUGAUAGUGAUAGUGUGUGGACCGGAUAUUUCUUUUAACAUGUAGCACCUUUCGCGUUCCAUACCGGCUUUUCGAAACUUCUCGGACCACACUUCCAAGUGAUAUAUUUGUUCGAGGAGUCAGAUUGCUAUUUUUGAUGGUUUUCAUUAACCCAUUUAGCAGGACAAGCCGGAGAAUGAUAUUUAUACUGGCCUUCUGAUGAGCUGUGACGUUAGAGCAUCUCGUUGGAGCACAGAUACGGGUCUGACAUUUUUUGGAAAAUAUUAUUCAGAGGAUAUAAUUGAGAGGCUUCUUUAUCGCGAUUCUCAAUGUGUUAGAAUGACGAGUGUCUUCUGAUUGGGGUCGAAGCUAUCUUCAAAAGUUAUCAUGAUUGAUUUGGAGGGGUUUCGUUAUGAAAGUAUUGCUAAUAUGUAUAAUGAACAUUAUCUGACAAUCUGAACCCGAUUCUAAACUCGUUGCUAGUUCAGGUGAUCCCCUUACACGAUUGAAUCUCGCUUCUCUUGGAUGAUAUCAUGAAUGCCCAUCGCAAGUGGACCGUCUAGUCAUGCCGUGCAAGUCUACUUGCAGUGUCUGCCUACUCAGCAUACAUAGACACUCGUUCAAUACGUUCUGAUAUGUGAGAGAUGGAGAAGUGGUCACCAUAGAUUCUGAUGCGGAGAAAUGUUGGCACGAGAUUUUCACAAAACAUUUUAAUGCCUGAAUCUUAUUGUUGUCAAAAGGAAACAGUCAAACUUUUGAUGCGGACCAUUUAUUUGACUGUUCGGUCUAAAUCAAAUUUUAUCUCAGCAAUACGCAGCUGAAAUAAACGUAAAGAAUCGUAUGCAAUGCUGCCUUUUCUUUCAGAAUACUAUUUUUCACAGUGUGAUACCCCGUUGAACUCUCAAUGAUAUGUUCAAUGGUAUACUUGUGACGAGAGGACAGAAUGGAGAGAGAGAUAGUUGUAUAGAGGAAUGAGAGCUGGAAAGAAAGGAGCCAGUUACUACGGAAUUGAUCUUCGCGACGAGAGA
Botrytis cinerea B05.10 is the source of this 1614-nucleotide messenger RNA. RefSeq lists its product as hypothetical. The coding region runs from base 130 to 396 and encodes 88 amino acids. Lineage: Eukaryota; Fungi; Ascomycota; Leotiomycetes; Helotiales; Sclerotiniaceae. Gene Ontology annotation, cellular component: ribosome; cytosolic small ribosomal subunit. Gene Ontology annotation, molecular function: structural constituent of ribosome. The record is from RefSeq and is a predicted model, not a curated record. The transcript is spliced from 3 exons. Gene Ontology annotation, biological process: endonucleolytic cleavage in ITS1 to separate SSU-rRNA from 5.8S rRNA and LSU-rRNA from tricistronic rRNA transcript (SSU-rRNA, 5.8S rRNA, LSU-rRNA); translation; endonucleolytic cleavage to generate mature 3'-end of SSU-rRNA from (SSU-rRNA, 5.8S rRNA, LSU-rRNA).